GAUUUGUACCAGAUUUUAGAUGUGCCAAGAAAUUGCUCUGAAGAUGAUCUUAAAAGAGCCUACAAAAAGAUGGCUCUAAAAUUUCACCCUGAUAAGAAUCAGGCCCCCGGAGCUACUGAAGCUUUUAAAAGCAUCAAUAAGGCCUUCUCCAUUUUAAGUGAUGUAGAUGAAAAAGAUAAAUAUGAAAAUGCCGGU
Helobdella robusta is the source of this 195-nucleotide messenger RNA. RefSeq lists its product as hypothetical. Gene Ontology annotation, molecular function: Hsp70 protein binding. NCBI's taxonomy places the organism in Eukaryota, Metazoa, Annelida, Clitellata, Rhynchobdellida, Glossiphoniidae. The transcript has 2 exons. Gene Ontology annotation, biological process: cellular response to misfolded protein. The record is from RefSeq and is a predicted model, not a curated record. The annotation marks the transcript as partial. Gene Ontology annotation, cellular component: endoplasmic reticulum membrane.